GUCCGUGUCCCAGAAUGCAGUUUGGUAAACAGAGAUGGAAGCACCUGGUCCGGACCUCCACAGUCAGUGAGCACUGCAAUCGCGAUUUUUUUAACGAUCACAUCCGUUUAAUAUAACCUGCGGUCAUCGGAUUGCGGUCUGCCAAUGUCUAUAUUUGUAUUUUACGGCGUUUUAUAAUCAGGUGUGUUCAGAUAUCAUAAGAUGUUAGUAUGUAACUCAUCUUGAUUCUGCCUUUUAACUGGCACAGGAGACUCGCAGCAGCCACACCAAUGAAGUGAAGCUAAUCUGACGAAUUGGCUUCUCUCGUUUCGUGUCUGGGAAGCUGUGAACUCCGGCACACAUCACAGAUCACGACUCUGAGUUAGUUUCAGCUCUGGAGCAGCUGACCGCAGGCAGGAGUCUGCAGGCCUUUUGGGGGCCUUUGAAAUGCGGAAAGAAUGUCGGAAAGGGCCGAUUGUGACGUCAGAAAGGAGCAGCGCAGAGCGGCCAGGCAGCCAAAGCAGCAACAGCGGCACAUCCAGCAGGGAGAAGCCUCUACAGCAAUGGCGACUGUAGGGGAGCGCAGAUCUCUACCCAGUCCAGAAAUCGUGCUGGGACAGCCUUGGAGCGACUGGCUGGAUGUCGCGAAACUCCACGGGAACGACGGUGCGGAAUCUGAAGAAAGUUUGAAAGAGUUCGGGAAAAAUCGAGAAGCCAUGAGGCUCUGCAGAGACGACAUGCCCAUAUUUGGCCAGUUCCCGGCACAGGAUGACUUCUUCCUGGUGAUGUGCAGCCACUGUGGUCAGGUGGUCAAGCCACAGGCCUUCCAAGCACAUUAUGAGAGAAGACACAGCUCGGCCAGUAAGCCCCCCUUAGUGCCCGUGAUGACCUAUCCGCUGUCUGGCCUGCCGAAGACCGGCACGGGGAUGGGAUGGGGGGGCAGUGGACGUCCUGCCUCUGGGAACGGAGCUGCCCUGCCUCCACCCAAAGUCGUCAAGGUGGCCAAAGAGAAGAUGCCGGUGCAUAGGGGGCCGCCGUUUCCAUUUAAGGUGCUUCCUGACAAAACGUUGACUUCAGCCGCAAAAGUGGAGAAGCCAGAGCCAUCGCCGAAGCUCUCCCACAGCUCCACGUCGUCUGCCACUGUGAGCCCCCCCACGAAGCUCAGCCUUAACUACCCCUCCAUACCAAAGGCGCCCCUGUCGUGCCCGGGCCCAGUGCUAAAUGGCCAGGGCCUUUAUGCCGACAGGAAGCAGGACACUAACCGCAGACAGCUGCACAGGAGGUUACCUGCAGAGUUCAAUCCAGAUGUCCACUGUGGAGUCCUGGACCUAGUAGCACGAAAGCCAUGCACAAGGUCUCUCACAUGCAAGACACAUUCCUUAAGCCAGCGGAGGGCCGUGCCGGGAAGGAGGAAGCGAUUCGACGCCCUGCUGGCCGAGCAUAAGAGCCGGGCCCGGGACCGGGAGCUGCAGCGUGGCUCAGAGCUCCCCCAGCAGACCCCCCUCCUCAGGGACCCUCACCCCUCCCCCGCCCGACCCGGCCUGGAGCACCACCCCGCUCCCCCGAGCGCCGGCGAGCCCAAAGCCCCCAACCCCAGUCUUCCGCGGCUGACCUGCGGCUCCUCACACACUGUUGGAAGCUCUCAGGGAGACCCCAGGCUGACCCAGGGCUCACCGCAUCAGCCCACCUGCAUUGCUGACGGGGUGUCCCACCUCUCCAGUGACGAGGGCGAGAACGAGGAGCGGGAAGAGGGCUUGGAGAAACUGGACUGCCACUAUUCGGGUUACCACCCCCGGCCGGCAGCUUACUGCACCUUUGAUGGCCGACUGUUCGGGAGAGGCUGCUAUGUGUUCGGCCGACGAUGGGACCGAGUUCGGAGCACCUUCAGCACCAUGGUGGACAAACACGUCAGCUCCCACCUCUGGAAGAAAAUCCCCCCAGCCCCGGAGAGCUCGCCAUCCACCAUGGCGCACAGGACAAGCACAAGCUCCCUGCUGCAGUCUCACACCCCCUAUCCGGCCACCAGCCUGUCCCCCCCCCUCUACGCACAGUCACUCGACAACAAAUCCGUGCCGUCGUAUGGGACAGCCCUAACUGCCCGCACGCCUCCCCCGAGCGCCGCGGACCACCCCGCCCACAGCGCACCUUCUAGACAAGUGUCUUCGUCGCCCCAGAUGCCUUCGGUCUUCUCGACCGUGCCCGGUCGGCCACCCAAGCCCAGACCCAGCAGCAAGUCCCUCAGGUCCAAGGAGUCCUUGGGCAGCGGCUGUAACAGCACCGGUGGCGGGGGGGGCUCGGCCAAGAAGAGGAAGAACAGCUCGCCUCUGCCCUCGCAUCCCCCCUACCCCGCGGAGCCGUCCCCCUCUUCCUCCUUCAAGAAGAACUGUGCCGUGACCUCGGGUGGCUCAGGGAGCGCCUUCCACCCGCCGCUUGGCUACUCCUCCUCCUCUUCCUCGCACAGCGGCAUACACAGCCUGGGUUUCAACAGUGCCCCCAGCAGGACGAACUCUCUCGGUCUCAAGCAGGAGCAGCCUGGCAGGGUCCCGACGUCGGGAAGCCCCGCAGAGUCCAUCAAACGCAUGAGCGUGGUGAUGAACAGCAGUGACUCCACCCUCUCCCUCGGGCCCUUCGUCCACCAGGGGGCCUCCGAGCAGCAGACGGGCUUCAGCCACACGCGUGGCGUCGCCGACGGCCAGCCGGAGGGCAGGAAGCGGAAAGGCCCCCCCAGCGUGGGAGGUAUCCACGGCAGCCCAGGGAGACCCAAGGUGGCCAAGUCGCUGUCCAUCAACAACAUCCAUGGCAAACAUGGCCGUGGUAUCCCAGGGACGCAGGGCCUGGCGAACAGCUCGCUCAUACAACAGCCAAAGGCGCGUCCCUGACGAAGGGCCCCGCUUCCUGCCUGGCCGAACCCCAUGAUGUAAGCAGGACGGUGCCAGCUUCAGCACUCUGAACUGCACAGGGCCUUUUACCUGUUAAUUUCAGCUUCCCAUGAUCCUCAGGGGUGGAGAGAAAAUGGACAGUCACUGGUAUCCUGUUUGGAGCGGCGCCCCCUGCUGGGGAUGGGGUCAGGCCUUUGCAGUGCUUCAUUAGAAGACAGUUGUGAGUUGUCCCUGUGCCCAUUCAAUGUUCGACUUACGGUACAGAUAAGGGCUGGUUCUCGCAGCGAUGUGCCUAUAUCCAAGCACUAGGGGGCGAGUCGGUCGUGGAUGGAGGUGCACUGUUUGUGCUUUCGUCAGGUCAGACUCUGCUUAACUACUGCGAGUAAAACCCCAGACUGCCUAAAAUAAAGCCUCACGAUGGGUGCACUUCCAAAAUGGACACAAACUACUUUUAUUCCCCAUACACUGGUUCAUCUUAGAGAUAUUUUCCCCAGCAGCACAAUGCUGGUUAGCUUGACGUGUAACACAGGGACGGUCUGGAUGCUCGGAGGGAUGCGGGUCGAUGCUGAGGAUGCCUACACCCUGCUUUUCUUUUCAGGAUUCCUGUCCUGAUGUGUCGAUCCAUUCAAAUGUGUAUUUGGUUGAAACUUUCAUCACUGGUUUAUGCAAGGGAGGUUACUGAGUGCCGGCAGUUCUCUGCGUUUAGUUUACACUAUGUCUGUCCCUGUGAAGAUGAAAGAGGGAGAGAGAAGCACGUCAGCCUUAAGUAAUGGAGAGCAUCUCCUGAUCUGCUGGACAGGAGGUCUCACCUGCUUGACAGGUCGGUCUCGCAGGGUGAAAACCUGGACUUGUUUCCCCUUGGACUUUAAAUCAUCACAGCAAGUACUUGAUACCGAUUACCUUACACAGAAUCUGGAGAUUUACCUAAUUUCUCUUCUUGUUCAUUAGGCUCUGUGGCUUGUUUUAACACAGAUUGUUCAAAUUAAUUGCAGAAUCCUUGUUCAGUAAUUCGUAAAUUUUCGAACCAUGGGAUAAACAUAUGGACAGACUGGAGAACAACUUCAGAUCAACUUCAGAUCAACCUGGAAAUGACAUAAUAUUCCCCCAGUGCCACCGACCACCUGCCAGUCAACCGAGAGACUCCCUAUACUGUGAAUAGUAUUGAUCUAAAGCAAAAUGCCACUAUGUGUACAUAGAUAAUGCCCCUCCCGGCCCCCCAAGAGCGGCACUGUGUGAAGUGUGUGGGCAGGUAUUUACUGCUGUCGUUUGUUUCCUGUGAGCAUCUCUCCUUAAGGCUUCAUCAACAGACUCGACCCCACCCAUCAAGUUGCGGGUCAGGUCGAAUUCUCUGAAGUCUUCGUACCUGCCACAGACAUGUUCUCACACCAUUGGUGUGCAGUGCUUUGCAUUCUGGGUAUUUUUGGUUUGCGUCUUAGAGAGCCGUGUGUGGAAAAGGGUUCCACGUGCCGAUGGCUAAUAUUGUAACACUUAUUCCUGACCCUAUUGAUGGCAGUCACCAUAAGUGUUUUGUAUGUUUUUUUUUUUCCUUGUAUUAUACAAAUAUUGAAGUAUCCCUAUUUCAGAAUACAUAUUUUGUUAAGUGUACAUAUUUAAAUAUGUAUUUUUGCACAGGUGUUUUUUCCUACAUACGAUUUUGGUACAAUUUUGAGAUCAUCAUUAUUUAUUUACUAAAUGAUUAAUUAAAAUAAGACUUUUAUUAUUUGAAGUGGUUCACUGCCAAGCCAAUAAUGUGACAUGUCUAACAGCCAAGUGACUCAUCUCCUACGUCCCUGUCUGAAAAGGUGAGGCGACGCGUGACGCAUGGCGGUCCGCGUUUGUCAUCGGCAGCUUGGUUCUCAGCCGGUGAUUCCGUGAACGCGACCCCCGUCGGCACCUCGUCAUGGUCUCCUGGGGGGGCGCUUGCACGACUUUGGGAUGGAUGGGGAAAUGUGUCACUCCUCGCCUUCAGGGGACAGAGUCAGAAUGAGGAUGUGGGCUCUACCACUGUUGCCAAACUAACAUUUUACACGCGUAACUGAGUUUUAUUUGCAGAUUUUUAAACUCGAACACUGAGGGAGAAAAAGUGCCUGAUUUUGACUUCAGAAAGACAGACCUGUCUGAUGGCAUUUAGCAGCUUAUUUUAUUCCCGAACAGCAGCUUGGUCCUGCUGACAAAGACCCCCCCCCCCCUUUAAACGCCGUAAAGGUGGCUGCAUACUUCAAAAGAUGUCUAUCAUUUGGGGACAAAAACUUCAUUCAGUUCAUUGUGUCUGAGCACAGUAGACGUGUAUACGCUAUUUGAAUUAGUGUCGCUUGUGAAGUGUUUCUGGGCCCGGCGUGAGACUGGAACCCGCUCAUGUCCAGGCCACGGAAAAGCAGCUUCUCAGCUAUGCAGUGUGGCUCACUUCCUUACCUGCCGUGUUCCGAACCUCCCCCUCACUGCUCUGCCAGUGCUGCCCUGUGAAAUCUCGCACGGUGAGGCACCACAGCUGUGUAAUGUGAGGGGCCGGGGGGCAGCUUCACUGUUAAGGACUGUACUCUUCUGCAUAUGAGAUUCAAUGCAUUUGACUAUCCAGUGGCUGUGUAACUAAUGGGGAAAAAGCAGGACAGACUCCUUAAUAUUUAAGAUUGUAUAGAUAUUUGUUUUUUAACAAGUUUCUGUAAAUAAAAUAAUUUAUACACCUAUUUAUAAGUAAAGUAAAAAAAAAACGAA
This is a messenger RNA of Paramormyrops kingsleyae, 5570 nucleotides long. RefSeq names its product ataxin 7 (gene atxn7). Lineage: Eukaryota; Metazoa; Chordata; Actinopteri; Osteoglossiformes; Mormyridae. The record is from RefSeq and is a predicted model, not a curated record.